AUGUGUUGAUUGGAUCGCUCUUUCGAGCGGCCGAAGUCUCGGUUCUUCGUUGGUGCUGCUCCGGGAGGUGUUGGCUAAGUGGUGAAAGUCGCGCGGUGUAUCGGUGAACCUGCGACAGUUUGUUGCUGUGAACGUGCUCAGACGAACGAGAAGUGGAGAGAACUGCAACGGUUCGCCCGCCUCGUUCCACCGUCGUCGUCACUCAACUCCGCAUACUUCGUCGCUGACUGUCGCACGGCGUGACAUAACCUCGUUCGCAAAAGAUGAACACUUCAGGAGUUCACGCACAUAUGAAUCACGACAUGCACCAUGGAGGUAUGAAUCACGGGAACAUGGAUCAUGGAAAUAUGAACCACGUUGGCAUGGAUCAUAGCGCUAUGAACCACGGUGGCAUGGACCAUAGCAGUAUGAACCACGGUGGCAUGGACCAUGGAAGUAUGGAUCACAACAGCAUGCAUCAAGUUGUUUCCUCGAUGAACAAUGCGUGUGACGACAUGGAUAUGCAUGGGCAUGGUAUGUCGAUGACUUUUCACACCGGUGUCUGUGAGUCGGUGCUGUUCGACAGUUGGAGAAUCACGUCGAUCGGCGGUCUCGUGGGUUCGAUGAUCGGUAUCAUCAUCAUGGCGGCUCUCUACGAAGGGCUCAAGUAUUACCGAGAAUAUCUGUUUUGGAAAACGUAUAACUCUCUGCAGUAUAGAAGUGUUACGGUGCCUAAUGAGAAGAAUGUCGUAGCUGAGGAUAGCCGGGUCGUUCAUAUGGUUGGGGAAGUAAUCCAUAAACAACCGCCGACCAUGCUGUCAUGGAUGCAUUUGUUUCAAACGUUUCUGCACAUCGUGCAAAUAGUCCUGUCCUACUUCCUGAUGUUGAUCUUCAUGACGUACAAUGUCUGGCUGUGUUGCGCCGUAGUGUUGGGUGCCGCUAUCGGUUACUUCCUGUUUGGAUGGAAAAAGUCAGUAAUCGUGGACGUUACUGAACACUGCCAUUAGCAUUUAGUAAAUUACUGCAACUGGGUAUUUCGUGUAGACUGCAUUUGUACGAGAUUAAAGCGCGUACAAUUAUAUGCGACAGAAUAUAAGGAAAUUAAGAGCGCAUUUUUCGCGUUCUACGUACCAAGUAGAAGUGUUUGGAGAGAAUUGGCCUUUAUAAAAUUUAUGACAUUCAUAUAUCAUAUGAAUAACAUGACAUUCAUAAAACAAAAAGAAAAAAGAACCGUUUCUAGAUUUUAAGUCUUAGACUUUUAUUGCCCUUUGCCUUUCUCGGUAUUAAUUACUUGAUUUUGAUUUCAAUGUCAUUCUCGAAUAAUUUCAGCAAAUGAGUUUCUAUCGAAACUAAUUACACCUCGCCUAAUUAUACCUGUUAUUACGUUAUUACGAAGUAAUAACUUUGCAGGUAACUUUGCAAAGUCUCAACUUCCACUGAAUACCUGAAUCUUGGUAUAUAAAUGUAGUAUGUUUGAACUUGUAAAUAUUGUUAAGAUAUCGUGUAAGAAACGUGUCGAUGAAUGUACACACUUUUUCCCAAUUUCAUAUUAUUUUUACUUUUUUUUUUUUUGGACGCUUACACAUUACAUUCGGUAACUUUUUAAUGUUUGGGAAAGAGUGUGCCAUUGUAUGUUAAACAAAACCCAUGUAUAAAAACAUCACUACAGUAUAUUGUUACAAGUUAAGGUAUUAUUACAUGUUGUGACGUAAGUGAUUAUUAUUUGUAAAAUAAUCGCGAUAUAACUUCGCCAAAAUAUCAGAAAACUGAAAAGAAAUCUGAACAAAUUAGGAGAAUAUUAUAAUUGCGAUUUACUAAUCUCUUCGUUAAAUCCUUGACCUUACUUCAUUAUUAUCGUCAGAUCUCAUAUCGAUAUUUUUACAAAAUGCUCGCUCAAUGAAUAAUAAGAAUUUCGUAAGAGGGAUAAAUGACAUUGGCGAGAAUCAAUUUAUACAGGAAUAGAAAGCGCUUUUUAAACAAGCACAGUGUAUGUUUAUUUUUCCUUGCAAAAUCGCGACCCCCGGAAUUAUAAAAUCUUAAGGCAUACACACAUAUUAUAUAGGUCAUGUAAGAGAAGUACGUGUGUACAUUCGGUCGCAAAAAGAUUACGAUACUCUCCUCUCCGAUGGAAAUUGAUCGAAUCGCAAGGAUAAACCAACUAUUUUCUGAAACUCGUCGAAGCAAGCAUUGCAAUCUUCUUACAAACGAAUA
Molecule: messenger RNA, 2190 nt
Organism: Harpegnathos saltator (Jerdon's jumping ant)
Lineage: Eukaryota; Metazoa; Arthropoda; Insecta; Hymenoptera; Formicidae
Gene: Ctr1A
Product: Copper transporter 1A
Exons: 5
Coding region: 264-986 (240 amino acids)
Biological process (GO): copper ion transmembrane transport
Cellular component (GO): membrane
Molecular function (GO): copper ion transmembrane transporter activity
Source: RefSeq, a predicted model, not a curated record